Molecule: messenger RNA, 3884 nt
Organism: Neurospora tetraspora
Lineage: Eukaryota; Fungi; Ascomycota; Sordariomycetes; Sordariales; Sordariaceae
Exons: 3
Coding region: 142-3468 (1108 amino acids)
Source: RefSeq, a predicted model, not a curated record
CAACAACGACGUUCUUUUCCACCACCUGGUGUUUCACCUACCCAGGAACAGGUGAUCUUACAUUGUCAUCAUAGCAGCUGGUAAUGUGUUUCUUGUAAACCUUAAAUCAUUCGUUGAUCCAGUCAUUCGUUUAUCUUCAAAAUGGUAUCGCUUUUCGGUAUCAAGUUCGGCGACAAGAAAAAGGGGAAGCCCGCGGCGGGGGACAACAGCUAUGCGGAUUCUGAGAAAUCGGCAUCCCUGAAACGAGCCAUCACCAACGAAAGCAGCGAUGCAGCGACAUCCCCGAUUCUUCCUCCGCCUGGGACCGCUCCCUAUGCGCACGGCAUCGGCGCCCAAAACCAGGCCACUUCGAGCAUGUCCAACCUCGCCGACCCGUAUAGCAACAACGCUUCCGGCGUCAAACACUAUGCCUCGGAUGCGAACCUACGGGCCAAGUUCGGCGCCAUGAAUGGGUCUUCGGCAAGCUUGGCACACGGCCCGGGUCCGGUUCUGUCGCCGCGCCCCCAAACUGCAAACGCCAAGAGCAAACCGUGGGACAGUUCUGACCUUCCCGAUAUCCCCACCAUAAAGAAGGCCUCUACCGCACCUAUUGCGCCCAAGUCCCCUUUGAGUCAGGUUGCCACGGAUUUUCCAGCGAUUCCCAUGGACACCAACGUUCUUCACUCGCCAAUGAAGGAGAAGUUGGAGGCGACUGUGAGACUGGUUCAGUCGGACGAAGAUGCGGAGGACGUGCAAGGGGCGAUUUCGAAAGACCAGCAAGUUCUCGAGCGAAACGUUGGGGAGGAAAAGAUUUCGGACGAGAUGUCGCCCACUGAGCCUUUGGCGAGACCUCACUAUAUGUCUCUGCUAGACCCCCUCCAUGGGCCAGGCCCGGUUCUGAAGAAUAUCGACGAGAGACCUAGUAGCCGGGGCGGCAUGCAGGAUGGACCGGGCCCAGUGUUCAGAGGGAACAUCGAUGAAAGACCAGGUAGCCGAGGAGGAAUGCAUGGCGGGCCUGGUGGCCCUGGUGGUCCGGUGUUUCGAGGUAACAUCGACCAAAGACCGGGAAGUCGUGGUGGGAUGCACGAUGGACCCGGUGGUCCCGCACCAAUCUUUCGUGGUAACAUUGAUCAGAGACCCGGUAGCCGAGGUGGAAUGCCUAUAAAUGGCCCCAACGGUCCUAACGGCCCGCCCCGCCCCUUCCCGACCCAUGGUCAUGGUCCUCCUCGCCAUGGACCACCCACUCAUGGCCUUCCACACCCACCCGGACCUCGCACAGGAGCUCCAGGACCCCGCGGACCCGGUCCCCAAGGCCCUCCCCACCCAGGCCCCCAUCCGGGUCCUCACCCAGGACCUCCGCGCCAAGGCCCGCCUUACCGAGGACCGAUGCCGCAUCAGGGGCCUCCUCACCCGGGCACACCCAACCGAGGACCACCACGCCAGGGACCGCCUCCCCAUGGUAUUUCGCCUCAGGGCACUCCCCGCCAAGGGUCUCCUCACCAGGGACCUCCUCGGCAUGGAUCUCCCCAUGGCACUCCUUAUCGUGGAACUCCCCCUCCUCAUGGGCCUCCACGCGGGCCUCUUCCCCAUGGGCCUCACCAGUCUGGCCCUCACCCUGGGCCUCAUGGUGCCCCACAUGGACCCCCUCAUGGACCUCCUGGCCCUCUGCGUCCUGGUCUUCGCGGCCCCCCUACUCAAGGAUCUCCCCAUCAAGGACCUCCGCGUCAGGGACCUCAACCCCAAGGCCCUCCGCAUGGCGGCCCUACACCGCUUUCUGCGCCUAACAAGCCGCUUCCUCAGCAGCCGGGUGGACCUACACCUCUUACUGCGCCCAAUAAGCCACUUCCUCAACAACCAGGCGUAAAUGCUCGUGGUCCUCUGCCACACGGACAUGCUACUUUGGGGAACCUCCCACGCCUGCAGAUUCCUGGUUCGGAUAGCCGUCCUCAAAGCCCCGCUAUGAAGACUCUUAGCCCAGCCAAACCUAGCAAGGAGGAAGAAGCAAGUCCGAGAACUGUUUCCAAGCCGGAUGUAGCUCAGUCACCAAAGAGUGUCUCCGAGGCCGAAACCAGGAGCAACUCGCCAUCGCCUCCAGAAUCCAUCGCAGAACACCUGCUUGACGACGAUGAUUCGAUUUUCUCCAGGCCGAUUAUCAAGACCCUCGGAGCGAGACGUGACACACUGACUAUCAUCUCCCCUCGAAGACAAAGUCUUUCGAUGAAGAUCGAAGCACUGGAGCGGAGCCUCAUCGGUGCCCAGAAAGGCCGAAGCCUCGACGACCAGCAACGCAGCUUUGACGACAAGAGCCUUAGCUCCGCCAGCAGCAUUUACAGCCAGUUACAUUUGUCGGAGGACGAAGACGACGACGGACCGAUUUUAUCAUCGAUCCAACCUGCGCCGCUGCGUACUCCAACAAAAACCAGCGCCACUAACCCGAUGAUCGCCGACAUGUUUUCCGAGUCACCGACAGCAGAAGACCCGCCAACUCCGAUUGCCAAGGACGAUCCCGAAACGCCCAUCAUCACGUCCCAUCCCGGAUCAUUCAGCAGUGCGGGCGGUAGCGGCUAUGGAAUGUCAACCCCAAGGAGAGGAGGACCACCGGCAGCAGCUUUCAGGACUCGUCGUCCUGCUCUCGAAGAGUACAGUCUGUUCAGCGGUCGAUCGACACCCGUUUCUCGCCCAGGACGAUCAGGCACAGCAUCCACAACCGGCGGCAGCGUGAGCUCUCCGUACCCGGGCACCGCCGACAGUAGCACCUUCAACUCGCCCCUGCGAUCCAACACACCGCAGCUCUGCCAUCCCCCUCCGCGACGUGACAUCAACCCGCCGACGCCGGCUCUGACUCCCGACCCGGAACCGUAUCGACCAGCCGUCAGCCCGCUCGCCAACGCCGGCUUCAACUUCGAUUUCGGCCCUACCGCCCCGUCCGUCACCACCACGGGCCCUCCAACGCCCGACUCCAUGAUCGGUCCCGGCCCCGCCAUCAUCUCGCCCUUGAAGCCCGCCCCCCGCAACUCGACCCUCAACAGGCCCCACAUACCCGCGCCGCUCAACUUCAACUUCAAUCCCGACGCCGACUCGCGUAGCACCACCACCCCGCCUUCGCAGCACGACCAAACCCAAAAAUCCCCUUACACCCCGCCACUCCGCAGGGCCACCACGCCCGCAAUCGACGGUACGUUCGACGGACUUUACGAAGACGGCACAGGCACAGACAUAGGCACGAGACCCUCGACCGCAUUGGGCGCGCAUAGACCACCGCCCAUGACGCCCAUCUUUGGGCAGCAUCCGCCCCGGGCUCCGAGCCGGGCACAGACGCCUAUGCUUGGUGGUGCAGACGAUGCAGCGGACCCUGAGGAAGUAGCGAGGGUGUUGGGCAUUGGAGUGGCGAGGGGGUUGAGCGUUAAGCAGCCGAAGCAGAGGGCGCCGGAACGGCCGCCGGUGCCGAAUCCGACGCUGGUGGAUAGGUUUGGGAAUGGGAUGUUUUAGUUGGGGUGGGGUUGGUGCUGGUGCUGGUGCUGUACAGAUUGAGUGUGUGGGCUUGUGGGAUAGAAGGGUUCUGUGUGCGGUGUUUGGAUGGUGCAACUGUAACUGGUUUUUCGCUUCUUGUACAAAUUUACCUUGUCAUUUGAUUGAGGAAGAAUGUGGAAGAGGAGGGGAACUUGGAAGGUUCGAGAGGGAGGGGGGAGAGGGGAGGGGAGAGAGAAAGCUGUACAUUUGCAUAUUUGUUCGCGUCAUCGUUUCGGUCAGCAACUUGGAUACUUGUUAGAAUGGCGGGGAGUGGGAUUUACUAGAAAGGAAGGUUUUGGUUUAUUGGAAUAUCGGCACAUCAACAUGUAGCGUCAACUGUAUACAUAUUACAUCUUAGAAAAUUUUCAUAAUUGCAUAGUACGUUUCGUUUUGGG